This is a messenger RNA of Anguilla rostrata (American eel), 2800 nucleotides long. Its product is annotated as coiled-coil domain-containing protein 106-like. The record is from RefSeq and is a predicted model, not a curated record. The coding region runs from base 462 to 1625 and encodes 387 amino acids. Gene Ontology annotation, cellular component: nucleoplasm. Lineage: Eukaryota; Metazoa; Chordata; Actinopteri; Anguilliformes; Anguillidae. The transcript has 9 exons.
CAUAACUAGUUAGCUAAGGAGCGGGAUAGCAGCCAGCUAACGUAAUUGUACACAUGCGAGUAGACCGACGUUACUACUACUACUAGUACUAGCUAGGCAGGAUAGCUACGCGUUAGAUCUGUAGCUAAACAGUGGCGUUCGGAAAAAUGUAUCCCCGAUAACAUAUUUGCAACAGAUCACUAGUAGCUGUGUAAUAAAAAAAUAAAAAACUUUAAACCAUUGACGAAGCUUACAACGUAGAGAUGCUCUUUUUUUUUUAGCUUAACAAAACCGUGGAAUAUAGCAACAAGAGUCACCAUUCUUGUUAGAUUUGUCGUUUAGCUAGCUUUCUAACCGCAUGAUUUGCGCGGUCUUGUGCAAGGCUCGCUUGAUUGCAGUUAUCAAUCUACGAAUACAGAUCUUACACUUUUCUUGACCGUGAUAUCCAGGAAACUUGACUAAAUAUCCAGGAAACAUCGACGAUGGAAAACGGAAACGUUGCAGACGGAGAGAGCAGCACGAAGAAGCAAACAGGUUCACGCGAUCAGCAGUCUUUGAAGAACGAAGUGGGAUAUGAAAUCUCCAUUCCAUUUGAGGAAAACAACUUUGAGCAGCCUGGCUUUUUCAAUCAGAAUGAACACAUGUUUGAAGAGUCGCAGUCCGGUCCCCCGCUGCCCGGAAGCUCCUACCUGGUGAUCACGAACCUGCGCACGCAGCUCCAGAUCUCCCUGGAGAAGAACUCGUGGCUGCAGAAGCGCAUCGAGGACCUGGAGGAGGAGCGCGACUUCCUGCGGUGCCAGCUGGACCGCUUCAUCUUCUCCACCAAGAGUCAGGAGAGCAACGGGUCGGCGCAGGGAGGGAAUAACUCAAGAACGUUUACUUGGGGAAGGAGGAGAGCCAGUGAAGCUGACCAAAAGACUGGUUCUCACAGCCCCCCAGUAACUCCCCGUCAGUCAGUCCGCAGAAGGUCUGCCCCCCAGACCCUACCGAAAACCAAAAGUGCUUCUUCCAGCCAGAGCAACCAGCAGAUGGGACAGGGCUUCUCAUCCCCACAGUCUCAGUCACUCGUGCAGGGCCAAGGGACCAAUAACAGACAGAUGACCGACAUACCUGAAUCCCUGUCUCUGCUUGGAACAGAGGAGUUUCUGGAGGAUGACAGCUACCUGGAGGAAGAGGAAAUGAUGUCUGGAGAAGAAGUGAUGUCAGAGAGCAUGACCUUAAGGAAUCUGGGCUCGGGCACGCGAUCCAUCAGUGGGCAUCCAGGAAUGAAGAUGAGAAGGGUGUACCGGAUUUCUCGAGGGAGGGAGAGAGUCAAAGACACGGCUGGGGUGCUCUUCCGCUACAAAAAGAUUCUGGUGACGUACCAGAGGCUGAAGAACAUGUCUAAGGCCUUCCAGAUCCACGGGGUCGACCGCAACACGGUGGCGUCCACCACGCCCAUCGCAGAGCUGCUGCUGGUGGCCCCUGAGAAGGUGGCCGAGGUGGGCGAGUUCGACCCCUCCAAGGAGAAGCUCCUGGACUACGCCCGCCGUUGCUACAUUGCCCUGGACGAGCAAACGCUCAGCAAGGUUCAGGCGCUGAAGAAGAACAAUCUUCUGCUGCCCAUCUCCUACAGGUUGAAAGUGAAAGGAGGAGAGGAACGGUAAUGGGAUCAGUGCUACUCUGAAACGCAUCUGCUGUACAAUAAUACACCACACUGUAUUUUACUGUACCAUAAUAUACUAUAUCUCUGUACUGUACUAUACUAGUGUACUAUACUGAAGUAAACUGUUGUGUAGUAUGUAAUGUACUUUACUGUCUUGUACUAUGCUACAGUACUUAAGUAUAUUAUUGUAAUGUAUAAUACUGUACCACUAUGCUGUACUAUACUAUGGUGAAGUAAACGGUUACACUGCUGUUCUGUUCUACUUAACAUAUUCUUGCUGCUGCAUUCUCUGUAUUGCAAUGUACCAUUGUGAAUGCAUGCAUGGAGUUAAUUGCCAUGAUGAAAUUAUACUCUUUUUAUUUAUUUAUUUUUUUUGUUCUCUUAUAAUGGGUAGUUAAUUCCUCUCAGGAAGACCAUUUUUAUUUUUAUUUACACCAUUCAUAAUGUCAGUCUCCUCUCUCUUAUUUUGAUUCCAUCCUUAUUUAGUCAGAUUGCGACGUGGUAUGAACCAUAAGCGAUGUGAUUUGGCCCUGACUUCAUUUUACAAUGGAUUGUUGAUGGUUGUUGACUCAAUGAAUAGUAGUGCGUGACAUCACAUUUUUACAUUUUAAACUGGUGGUUCAGCAGUAGUAUUGACUGUAGUAUAGUAUAGCGGUUGUGUGUGUAUUAUGUACACUGGCAGACAAAAUUCUGGAGCAACUUGUAUUGAAAUUACCUGUUAAGUGUAAUGAAGUACUCAUCACUUCUUUAAUAGUUUACUGAAAACUGAUUGUGAUGGCAGGAGAAUCUGAUGGUUGAACUGGAUGAAUACUGUAUGUCUGUCGUGACAGAAUUGCUUGCAAAACUUUCGCUUGUCUAUCUGAACUCAAGUAAAUUGCCUGCAGUCAUUUGAUACGGGUUAGGGGAGUAGUUUUCAGUUUUCCUCAGGAACCAAUCGUGUACGGGAUAAGUAUGAUAUAGAUUGCUUAAAAACCUGUGAGUAAGGUAGUAAGGGUUGCAAAAGAUUUUGCAGCUUUUUUAAAAAAAAUGUAAUGUUUUAUUUCUGCUUAAAUCAGAGUAGCAAUAUUCUAGAAAGCAAGAGGUGUUUGUCCUACUGAAAAAUGAUAGCGUAUUGAUUACACCGAUUGUGAUGACACUAAAGGUAGAAAUGCAAAUAAAGCAUUGAUUUCUUAAAAA